Messenger RNA from Cryptomeria japonica (Japanese cedar), 2211 nucleotides. RefSeq names its product disease resistance protein RPV1-like. The coding region runs from base 1 to 2211 and encodes 736 amino acids. NCBI's taxonomy places the organism in Eukaryota, Viridiplantae, Streptophyta, Pinopsida, Cupressales, Cupressaceae. Gene Ontology annotation, biological process: defense response to fungus. The record is from RefSeq and is a predicted model, not a curated record. The transcript has 5 exons.
AUGGGUAACACUUCCUUCAGGUGUUCAACUUCUACUUCAUCAGAUGAUGAGAAUCAGAAUGCUGUUUUUCAGCCUGAGGAUGUUUUGGACGGCCUUGAUGAAUUAAUGACUUAUAUUGAGAAAUGCUUGGCAAAAGCCACUGCCACUUACAAGGCGGAAGAAAACACGUCUGGAGUAGAUUGUACUGCUUCGAGUCGAGUGGCCUCUUUAAUCAAAGAAGGCAGAAACCUGCUGAAUAAUGUGCUGAAACGUUUUAAAAAACCUCCUUCCCAGGUAUUAAAGGUGCCCCUUCUGUUUAGUUCAAUGAAUUUCGACCGAAUCGCUCUUAAAAAUAUCCUUUUCUUACCACUUCAGAUUAUGAGUGGCGAAACGAGGAAAUUAGUGAUAGAUGUCCUGAAAGGAGCAUCUGAGAUCCAGUGGGUAGGUGCGGGUCUGUCCAUUGUCGCUUACUUACUGAGCGAGACUGACAUGCUUGACCAGCAAGAUAUCAUUACACGCUCAGAAUAUUGUAUGAAGCCUCUUCAAUGCGCAGAGUCAAAGAAGCUUUUGUCCAAAAAAGUUUUUGGCAAUCCCGAUGCAACAUUUGACAGCAGCUCAGAUAUCGACGGCCUGGUGAACAUCUGUGGCGGCAUCCCUUUGGUGUUGGAUCUUGUUGGCUCAAGAUUGCAUAGAGAUAGAGAUCCGAAUAAUCUCUCUUCCUUAAAUAACACCAUAGAAUACUUCAAGAAUUCGCUGGCAACCGGAGAGAGUGAAUUAAUUGACAAGGUAGUUGAUGUGGUGUAUGAGAGUUUGCGGGAUCAUUAUAAAGACGCCUUUCUGGAUAUAGCAGCUUUCUUUUCCAACUGGGAGCGGCGCAUCGUGAGCUAUAUUGUGGGCGAGAUGGAGCUUAAGACACUGGAAGACGUGGCACUGGUAAAGAUCUCCAAUUGCCGAGUACAACUUCAUGAUGUCGUUUUAAGACGAGGAAGAAAAUUGUCAGAGUCGGAUAGAAUAACCGACCCACAAUCUCUGGCCAAUAUUCUUGAAGAUCCUCAGGGUCAGAAGAAAGUGUAUUUUAAUUCUAAAUAUUUUAAUGAAAUAGUAUAUGAAGAUUUUGUUGAUCAGAAAAUUGGUUGGUGUUUUGAAUCUGGUAUAUCUUUGAUGGCUAGGCUUGAGAAAUUGAAAGGAAUUUGGCUUCCAUGGAUUGUCGACGAUGAACCUGCAUUCCAACUUCUUGCAAAACAUUUGGAUAGGAUGGGCAAUUUGAGAAUUUUGUGUCUUACAAGCGGAACUACAGUCACUGGAGUAUGUACCAGAAAAUUUGAAAAUCUAAGAUAUCUCAGUGUUUUUAAAGGACAAUCUUCACCGAUGGAGUUAAACAAGCUUCCAAGGCUGGCAAUUUUCGAGGGCCGCAUAAGGAGUGACAACAGGUUUUGCGAUUUACCUCAUUCUUUGCGUAGUUUGAAGGUAUAUGAUUUUGAAUUCCUUGAGUUGGAUGAAAGGUUUGGCAACCUAGUCCAACUGGAAGAACUGGAGUUAUGGCAAGACAAGCAAUAUAUAAGGAAGCUUCUAGAGAGCUUUGGUCAACUUAGGUCUCUGCGUCGUCUAAGUUUGUGCAAUUUUAGAGAGCUUAUUUGCUUGCCAGAAAGCUUUGGUCAACUGAGAAACUUGAAGGAAUUGAAUAUGAGUGAUUGUCCAAAACUGUUUAGUCUCUGUCGUAAUUUUGGGCAGCUAAAGUCUCUGGUCUAUUUGAGACUUCGUGGCUGCCGAAGUUUGCAGAGGCUUAGUGAUGAUUUCAUAUCUUUGUCAUGUGUGACCGCAAUAGACGCAUCAGGAUGCCCUGUAUUGGAAGGAAAUGCAGUGGACCAGAUGAUUCGGUUGGAAAGCUUGAUGAUGUUAGAUAUCAAGGAAAGCCCUAUGCUCAUAAGCCGUUGCGAAGAAGUUAAGGAGGGACACCCUCUACUGGUAUGCACAGAAAGGUUCAGGGAUGGCAGGGACAGAGAGAAUAUGUAUAACCAUUCAAUGUCAACGGUGUUAUUUGACGGGGCGAGCAGAUUCGUGAGCGUUAAUGGAGUGGUGGCGGACUGGUCGUCCAUCGUCCGUCCAAUAAGGUGUUUCAAAAAGCUUGCUCUCCUCUUGACAUGUAGGGACUUAUGCUCCUCGUCCAAUGAAGAGGCCUGUGAGAUGGUGAAGAAGAAAAUAGUGGACCUUCUAGUGAGGAUUUCCACAUAA